AUGGGCCUUCGGUCGAAGCUACAAUCCUGGUCGCAGGAGCUUACGCCCUACUUUCUUUACCUUCUCCUGAUAUCAACACUAGGACCUUUGCUUUUCGGUUACCACCUUGCCGAGCUCAAUGCCCCUCAGGCUGUCAUCACUUGCUCCAAGAAGUCCACCAAUUCUUUGGCACUGAGCGGCUUGCCACAAUGUGUUCCUAUGAACGCUGCGCAGCUCGGCCUUGUCUCGUCCAUUUUUACCCUGGGGGGCCUCAUCGGUGCGCUGGCGGCGGGAUCUCUGUCUGCCCGCUAUGGGCGCCUUUUAACCAUGCGUGUCAAUACUGUUCUUCUAGCGCUUGGUCCUUUCGCUGAAGCACUCGCACCGAAUAUCGCUGUGCUCUCGAUCGGACGUCUCAUUUCCGGUCUAGGCGCCGGGGUCUCGGUGGUUGUGGUCCCCAUCUACAUAUCCGAGAUCGCCCCGCCAAAGGAGAAGGGCUUCUUCGGCGCCUUUACGCAGAUCAUGACGAACACGGGCAUCUUCAUCACCCAGCUGUUAGGCUACUUCCUAAGCCACGGACAAAUGUGGCGCAUUAUUCUCGCCGUGGCCGGGGUCAUUGGUGUCUUGCAGUUCGCUGGACUGAUGUUUUCGGUCGAGAGUCCAAAGUGGCAGGCCGACCAUGGCGAGCCGAGACAAGCUAAGAGCAAUCUGCGCCGCAUUCGAGGCCACAAGGCGGACAUUCAGGAGGAGGUCGAAGGAUGGAGGGUGCAGAACGAGGACGAGCGGAACGACGAGGAACGAACCCUGCUCGCAGAGUCGGACGACGAACCGCGCACAGACGAAACGUCGCGUGGCAAGAAGUCCGAAGCUGUAGGCAUCCUGGCCGUAAUAAAAGACCCUAACAACAACCGCGCCAUCCUUGCCGUGGUCGUGGUCAUGAUGGCCCAACAACUCUGCGGCAUCAACAGCAUCAUCAUGUACGGCGUAUCACUCCUCUCGGACCUCCUGGCUGCCAACUCCGCACUGCUCAACAUCCUUGUUUCCAUUCUCAACAUCGUGGCCACGACGGGCUUCGCACCACUUGUCGACGUCCUCGGCCGCAAACCAUGUAUCCUCAUCUCGAUUGGCGGCAUGGGCAUCUCAUCGGUCCUCCUCGCCGUGGGCAUCCGCUUUUCGAUCUCUGUCCUCUCUGCGGUUGCCGUCCUCCUCUUCGUUGCCAGCUUUGCAUUCGGUCUUGGCCCCGUUCCCUUCAUCCUCUCAUCUGAGCUGGUCGGCCCGGAAGCCGUGGGCGCCACUCAAUCAUGGGCUCUCGCAGCCAAUUGGAUCUCCACGUUUGUGGUGGCGCAGUUCUUCCCAAUUGUGAAUGAGAGGCUGGGCAAGGGGACUGUAUACUUUAUCUUUGCGGCCAUUGCGGCGGUAUUCUUCGUCUUUGUGGGGUGGUAUGUCCCCGAGACGAAAGGCAAGAAGGAUGUGGAUGAGGUAUGGGGUCGACCAUCCCGACGUGAAGAUUGA
Messenger RNA from Cladophialophora yegresii CBS 114405, 1488 nucleotides. RefSeq lists its product as uncharacterized. Gene Ontology annotation, cellular component: membrane. NCBI's taxonomy places the organism in Eukaryota, Fungi, Ascomycota, Eurotiomycetes, Chaetothyriales, Herpotrichiellaceae. The record is from RefSeq and is a predicted model, not a curated record. The coding region runs from base 1 to 1488 and encodes 495 amino acids. Gene Ontology annotation, biological process: monosaccharide transmembrane transport. Gene Ontology annotation, molecular function: hexose transmembrane transporter activity. The transcript is spliced from 2 exons.